GGAGCUCUGUGGCUGUGCGCUCUUCAGUUCACUGACACUGAUGUGUGGUUCUUUGCAAAUCUAUGGCAAAUUUUUCAAAUCAUUCCAAAUGCCACGUCAUGGUGGACGUGGAGUUCGGGAAUCCCAUCACCUCUGCGCUGAUGUUCGCUGCCGGUGUCGUGGGUAACAUCGUGGCGCUGGUGCUGCUGGAGGUCCGGCGCAGGAGGACCAGCCCGUCCCUGUACCACAUCCUGGUGACGGCGCUCCUCAUGACCGACCUGCUGGGCUCCUUCUCUGUCAGCCCUGUUGUUCUCACAGCCUAUGCCCGGAGGAAGACUCUGGUGGGGAUGAGUGCCGACAGAGAGCUGUGCGCCUACUUUGGCUUCAGCAUGACUUUCCUGAGCCUCUCCACGCUCUCCAUUGUGAGCGUAAUAGCACUGGAGCGCUGCCUCUCCAUUGGUCACCCUUAUUUUUACGAGAGGCACCUGAGCAAACUCCGCGGUUACAUCACUGUGGCUCUCAUCUACCUGGGAAGCAUCCUGUUCUGCGUCGCUCCUUUUCUGGGUUUUGGAGAUUACGUACAGUACUGCCCGGGGACAUGGUGCUUCCUGGAGAUGAGCCACAAGAAGAAAGGAAACGAUCAAGUUUACAUCGGGUUGUAUGCGUCUUUCAUCCUCAUCGUGAUCACCAGCACGGUGGUGUGCAACAUAUGUGUCAUAUUCCACUUGGUGAUGAUGCAAAGGAGGCGCAAAGCGCGCCGGAGUGGAGAGUACGCGCGCUCCCGGUACGGCAGGUCUCUCUCCAUGUCAGAGGAAGUGGAGCAUCUAUUGCCGCUGGCUAUUAUCACUGUGGUCUUCAUCUGCUGCACCUUCCCUUUGGUGCUUAGAGUGUACAUAAACUUCACAGGCAGCCACACUGACACUGACACUGGCACACGCAAUGCUGAACUCCGUGCCCUCCGUCUCCUGUCCUUCCACUCCAUCAUCAAUCCCUGGGUCUUCAUCAUCCCCUCCAUUGUGAGGAUCAUCUGGAGGAAGUCGCGCUAAAGUCCUCGAUGAUCUGGGGGAAGACCCAUACCACAGUGACCGGGGGGGGGGCUUGCUGUGCAGAACCACCUAAAUGAGGAGGACAUGGACGUGGAAAAGAUACACAAAGCUUCUGAGGCCUGUGGUUUAUUUCCGUCCGAGUAUGCCUGAAGGCAACCAACGGAACAGAGCAGAUCUUGUCACAGCUCAGACAAAGAUUGAUUGAUAGGAUGUGCACUUGGGUUAAUUUGAGUUUGAGAUAACCCCAGCUGCUUUCCCGAGAAUAGACUUGUGGUGAAACACGUGACUGAAGUCAUCAGAGCGUUCUGUCAAUAAUUACACAGAAGUGUCCUUAUGUAUAAGAAAUAAAGUUGUUUAUCUUACAGUAAAAUCAUCAGCUUCAGGAAAUGAACGUGCAUAAGAUACAGUACAGAGUCAGGAAAUGAAUGUAGAUGAUGUCAGAAGGGUGAAGAACAUGAGCAAAUAAACCUGUUCCAUAGAGCCAAUUUUGGUCGAGGUGUAAUGAUGUAACACAAACAUCAGAUGAUCACUUUAAAGAUAAACCAAGUGUGAAGACUAAAGGUGGGUUUCCACACAGUGGUGAAGUGUCGACCAACCUCUGGCUGCUUUAAGCUGCGUACACAUUAUAAACGGCUCUGCAGUGACUUUGCUGUUGUGUUUCUAUUUAAGUCACCUUAGUGUGCUUGUAGAGAAAGAAAGAUAUUGUGAUGAACCUUGAGAUAUAAGUUGAUCUAAUAUAUAAAAUGAUAUUGUUUCGGUCAUAUUGACCUGCUGUAUACUUAAAAUGCUUGUAUGUAAUUUCUGUGUAGUGCUUUUGAGGACUGCUGCAGUCUAGCAGAUUGAAUGCAGUUCCAUUUAUACUACAAAUGAAGUACCCUUUUACGUAGAUGUACCCAUCGGUCUGCCAUUUCAAGCAUGCACAUUUAGGUAUCACACUCUGUUACAUUGUUUGCCAGGAGUUAAACAUCUUUAGGCGCGUUCACACCGCAGUACUUUUCCCACUUUAGUUCCGAUAUAGUUCCGAAAUGUCGCGUUCACACCAA
Trematomus bernacchii (emerald rockcod) is the source of this 2068-nucleotide messenger RNA. RefSeq names its product prostaglandin E2 receptor EP2 subtype-like. The record is from RefSeq and is a predicted model, not a curated record. The transcript is spliced from 2 exons. Gene Ontology annotation, biological process: inflammatory response; positive regulation of cytosolic calcium ion concentration; cellular response to prostaglandin E stimulus. Gene Ontology annotation, cellular component: plasma membrane. Gene Ontology annotation, molecular function: prostaglandin E receptor activity. NCBI's taxonomy places the organism in Eukaryota, Metazoa, Chordata, Actinopteri, Perciformes, Nototheniidae. The coding region runs from base 63 to 1025 and encodes 320 amino acids.